This is a messenger RNA of Volvox carteri f. nagariensis, 378 nucleotides long. RefSeq lists its product as uncharacterized. Lineage: Eukaryota; Viridiplantae; Chlorophyta; Chlorophyceae; Chlamydomonadales; Volvocaceae. The record is from RefSeq and is a predicted model, not a curated record. The transcript has 5 exons. Bases 1 to 378 code for a protein of 125 amino acids.
AUGCCUAGGCACGCAUUCAGUGCCAUCAAGUGUUGCUUGCAUAUGCUGGCAUGCUCCCCAUGGCCAGUAGACCACCAGCUUCGGGCCUCCCACCCACAGCAGCUGCAUCUGGUUAUAGUGAGUGAUCUGUGGAGCCGGUCCAAGUGUAUGUCCUGGGUAUUAGGUGCAUUGUUGCAUGCCAAUAACACCCAGGCAGGAAGGAAUGAAUGCUAUGGUGUAGUGAACUUUAAAGUGCUCUGUCCUGUGCAAAUAGAUGCAAAGGCACACGCACACAGCAGGGAGACAAGCAAACAAGAUUACAUAUGCCAGGUUUUCUUAUUAGUGCACUCUGUCCAAGUGUAUGUCCUGGGUAUUAGGUGCAUUGUUGCAUGCCAAUAA